This is a messenger RNA of Melanaphis sacchari, 2215 nucleotides long. RefSeq lists its product as uncharacterized. Bases 566 to 2215 code for a protein of 549 amino acids. Lineage: Eukaryota; Metazoa; Arthropoda; Insecta; Hemiptera; Aphididae. The record is from RefSeq and is a predicted model, not a curated record. The transcript is spliced from 9 exons.
AUUUGUCAUCACUAUUGUCGUAGACUCGUAGCUAUAUCAGUAUCGCUAAUUCGCCAGUCGUCGCUCGUCGGCUCGUCAGUCCCAGUCUAAAACUAUAAUGAGUAAUGUGUUUACUGCUUAAUCUAAAUCUCUAAUCUCCCUUCUCCCUCACCAGGACAACACCCCCCACUCAUCAAAUAUUUUUAUUUUUUUCCUAAGCCGCCUGUCCGGACGGACAAGAGAGAACGACUGAAUCUAAGUAGGGAGAGACAUGCAAUAGGUGUAAAACGUUACCUGUAGAGAGAAAAAGGUGAACAGGUUAUGUGAGAGAGACAGAAACGAAAAAAAGUUAUCGAAACAACCGACGAAUUUGGUCUACGGAUGUAAGUACGUGCAUAGGAAACACUCGAUCCGGCAAGCAGGCGACCGACCCGCCGCCGCUGUGUAAAAAACAAUAGUUCAGUUGAAUUAGCAACAGAAGCAACGCGUUCAAUUUGAAAUUCAAAUGCUGAUUUCAGUGUCAAGUUGAAGGCACUAACGAAAUUCGUUUCAUUUUUUUUCUAAUAUUGUAACAGCUUAAAUCACUAUGCCUCCUUACAAUUCUGUAAAAAGUCUACAAACUUUAGCUUUAGAACAGACAUGCAAAUACAUAUUAAAUAUAACUAAUAACAUAAAAAAAGAUGUAAAUGGAUCACGAGAAUAUUUUAUCCAUAAUGUACAUGCUUGGGCUAGGACCAACAUCCUGAACUAUACCAAAAUCUUACUGGAUAAUGGUGAAAAAGAUAAUGAAAUUUGGGGCGAACUCAACUGUGUAUUGAUUGAUACAAAUCCAUAUAUAAAAAUUUUGAGCGUUAAACUUAGUAUGUGGUUAAUAAUAUUAAAUGCCAUGUUGGACAUUGGAGUAGCUCGAUUACCACCUUUAUUUCUUCAUGGAGGAAUGGAAUUAGAAUUUCAAGAGUUUGUUUCUAUAUUGAAUCGUAACAAUACUCAUCUCAAAGAACUUUCUGUGACCUUUCAAAUGUCAAGUAAAAAUAAUUACACUCCUGCAGUGUAUGCCUCAAUGUAUAACCUUCAGAAAACAUUUCAUGAAGGUUUGGCAUCAAAACUUGUUCAUUUGAAGCUUGGUGCUAUUUGUGAUAAUGCAAUAUUGAGAACUAUUGGUGAACAUGCCUUAUGUUUAAAACAUUUAGAUGUAUCUGGAUCAUGGAAUGUUGAUGAAACUGGCAUCAAACAACUAUUAUUUAAAAAAGAUGUGUAUGUGGAAACAAUCAAUGUAUCAAAUGAAAUGCUGUGUAAAAAUCUCAGUCAUAUGUAUGAUAAUAAGUCAUUGUUGAAUAACUGUUGUUUCACUCUGGAAGAAUUACGAAUUCAGGAUACAAAUACAGAAGAUGCUAGUUUACUGAUGAUAAUUGCAUGUGUGAAGAGCCUUAAAGCCUUAGGUGGUUUCCUUUACUUUAGGAAUAUUGGUGAUGCUUUGGUAACUGUAUGGGAGAACUCUCCCAAGCCACGGAUAUUUCAGUUGACCGAGUUGUAUGAUAUGCAGUUAACAGGCAAAAAAAUAGCUGCACUCAAAGAAUGUCUACCAUAUCUAAAAAAGCUGUACACCCGACUAUCAUGUGUUUGUACGCCUGAAGAUUUUGCGGAUCCAGAACAAGGAUCAAUGUUUUGGGGUCGUGUACAAACAUUAACUAUUGAUCUUGAUUACAUGAUGAAUUUUCAUUUUAUCAAUUUUGUAUUUAACUAUGGUCGCAACUUGUCUGAACUCACUAUUCUUGAUCAGGAAGCUGAUAUAGAUGUAGCAAAACUCCUAGCAAGUUGUCCAAAUCUAUUAGUGCUUAAAGGAUUUUUACAUAUUUUUGAAAUGCCUGUCGGAAAAUUUUCCAAAUUAAAGUCAAUCGAAUUACAUAUGCCUACCGUUGAAACAAUUAAUUGGUUUUUCGAAAACUGCCCUUGCUUAGAAGAUGCCAAGUUGUAUAGUGAUUCGAGACACCUUUAUUGGAAUACACAAGUUUUUGAAAGACCACCAUUAAUCAUGUGCAAUAAUCUUAAAAGAUUGGAAAUUUCAUUCAACGAUGAACAUCCAAUUACUAACCAUCAGACAGUUAUAAAAUUUAUUGAAAAAUGUUCAAAACUUCAACAUUUAGGACGACUGGACAAAUGGAACUUAGACAAGAAGUUUGUAAAACAAGUAAAAUUAUACAUAAAAAAGAUGAACUACGAGCUUAACAUUUACUAG